Hippoglossus stenolepis (Pacific halibut) is the source of this 2491-nucleotide messenger RNA. Its product is annotated as acyl-CoA-binding domain-containing protein 5A. The coding region runs from base 150 to 1718 and encodes 522 amino acids. Gene Ontology annotation, molecular function: fatty-acyl-CoA binding. Gene Ontology annotation, cellular component: peroxisome. Gene Ontology annotation, biological process: fatty acid metabolic process; autophagy of peroxisome. The record is from RefSeq and is a predicted model, not a curated record. NCBI's taxonomy places the organism in Eukaryota, Metazoa, Chordata, Actinopteri, Pleuronectiformes, Pleuronectidae. The transcript is spliced from 14 exons.
AGAUGCGCUAAUAAUCAUCCGCAAAGUGUUUGGCUCAUCCUUGACCGGACUCAGGGCUGUGCUGCUGCAUAUUGCAAAUAAUAUUACACCGGCUAAUAUGAACUUAAUGAUGUGAGGACUCGUCCCUGUCAUCCUCCCUGGAGCUCAGCAUGGCGCAGGAGGACAAACGCAGCCUGGAGGCGAAAUUUGCUGCUGCAGUUAAAGUGAUGCGGAGUUUACCCGGAGAAGGUCCUUUCCAGCCAUCUGACGACAUGAUGCUGAUGUUCUAUAGUUACUACAAGCAGGCAACCUCGGGGCCCUGCAACAUCCCCAGACCCAGUGGCUUCUGGGACACUGGGGGGAAAACUGAAUGGGAUGCAUGGAGCUCUUUAGGAAACAUGACAAAGGAGGAAGCCAUGAAGAAUUAUGUGGAGGACAUCCAGCUGAUUUUGGAGACAAUCCCCAUCUCAGACGAAGUGUCCGACCUGGUUCAGAAGCUUGGCAACUUCUACAUUGAGACAGAUGGAGAAGGGGAAGAAGCUGAAGAAAACGAAGUGGACAGGAGAGCCUUCACCAGGCCUUUUGCACAACACGCAGAUGAGCUGAUCAAACCCUUUAAGAAACCAACAAUGGAAGGCUAUGGGGAUCUGUGGGAUGAUAUACAAAACCUCCAGAAUACAGACAGUUGUUAUGGUGUAAGUGUCAGUAGCACGGAGGAGCAGGGAAGUAAAGAAAACAGUGAAAUGGAGAGAAAAGAGGAAAGUAGUGAUGGAAAGAGGAGUGAGGACGAGGAGAAUGGGGAUGAAGAAGACAAUACAGAAGACGACACGGAGGAAGAGGAGAAAAGAGUCUGGACUCCUAAUCCACGGCUGCUGAGGGUGGACGACAAGAGGUGGAGGUCUGACACCAGAGGCUCCAGCAGCAGCAUGGAACCAAGCAUGUCCCCCUUCACCAACGGGACACACAGCUCGCUCAACAGCGAGGUGGAGGAGGAGGAACUGGCCUGUUCCAUCGAGCCCAGUGUGCAGUAUAACCCUUAUGUGCACUUUAAUGGACAUCUGAGUGAUCAUAGCGAUGCUGCUCCUGAGAAGAACCACCGAUCCACAGACUCCGAUAAUGAGGAGUUCUGUGACUCAAUGGAGCAUUUAGCCAUGGAAGAGCGGGUGUUGACAUCAAAAGUUCCGACACCUAGAUCAAGAGCUGCCUCCGUGAAGCAAAACGAUCUCUGGUUUGAGAGCAACACUACGCUGAAUGGAGGAGAAGAUCAAGCAGUAACAAGAGAUUCCUACUUUAAAGAUGGGAUUAGUACGAGUCAAAACAGCAGCUCCUUAUCAAGAAGAGGGAGAGUUUCAGGUUCUCAUUCGUUGAGGGCGACCUGCAGCUGUGUGCGGUGUGUUGGUGCAGCUGCUGCCAGUUGUGUGUCACAGAGCAGAUUUCCUGUCGGUGCUUUAAGAGGAAACGUCAACGAGCAAAUAGCUACAGCUCUUUUGAGGCUGCAGCGCGACAUGGCCAAUGUGUUGCACCGGUUGCAGGCUCUGGAGAUGAUCGCUGUGUCACAGUCGAGAUCAUCGUCACCAAGGCAGGCGGACUCCCUAACAGUGGCACGAAAGGUCCUGAGACCGUCCUGGUGGCCUUUUGAGCUCUCUCCACUCACAGUGGUGUUGACUGCUAUCUGGCCUCUGAUUGCCCACUGGCUUUUCCAGCUUUACUUGAUGCGGAAGAGGAGGCGAAUCCCCUGACUCUCUGACCACCACCAGCAUCAGAGACAUGAACCUGGGAUGAAAUUGUUUCUUGUCUUGUGGCUUUUUAAAAGUCACCAACAGACAAUGUGAUGAGACAACAGUAGAGAUGAAGAGGCUACCUUAGAUAAAUGAAUGGUCAGAAAGGCGUUGCUCUAUGUAGCGUAACUAUGGAGACUGUGAGGACUUCUAAAGAAGGGAAGAUUAAUGCAUUAUAAAUGCAGGCACAUUUUCAAUGUUAUAGUUAGCUUAGCAUUACCUGCUCUUAGUUAUAACUCACAAAACUGAUUCAACUUUUAAUUGAAACACUUUGAUAAUCAUAUAUUGCACUGUUGACCUUAAGUAAUAAGAGUGUUGCACCAUUGUAAAUCACCAGUUAUUAAUGGUACAUUUUUUGUCAAAUAUUUUCUUUUCCCUGAUAAUUGUUGACUUCAGCCUUUUAUACUGAUAGACUGAAUAUGUAGACAUAUUUCAGGAGAAUUUCCUUUGAGACCAAAUAGACAUUUAAGCUGAAAUAUAUGGUAAUUUAUGUAUAAAAGUAAAUGUUGGUGACACAGCUUCAGUGAAACUGCAGUAAAGGUUGGACAGAGUACAGACAAAUCAUAUACUGUAUCAAUAUAUUAUAUAUUUAUUCUUGUUUCUUGCCAGCUGUACAGUGGAAAUGAAGGGUGGUGUUCAAUAUAAGCAAGGUUACAGUGCUUUGAAAUAUACAAUGGUAAAACAUCAGUAUAUGAAGCACAUUUGACAUGCAAUAAAUACCCUCAUGAAGCAUA